AUGCUCGACUUCGAUUGGCACAUCGGCACCCCACGCCUCUACAUUUCCCAUCUCAACCCUUCCAACGAUGUGCACUGCGAUUUCUUGAUCGAGUACAUGAAAAACCGGGAAUUGGACUCUAAACUGGAAGACAUGUCACGAAGCAUGUCAAAGCGAGAGGCGAUUGCCAAGUUGCAGAUUGAGCCACGCAUGGCGCGGAUGGAAGCAUCGGGUUGGGGAAGAUAUCUUGUGUCCCUUAAACCUCCUUCAACCGACGAAAAUGAUGUAGACAAGCCAUUUUCGGAGCGCCGUUUCGAACCAGUCGGCUGCGUCACUAUGCAACUUGCUCGUUUUCCAGGCGGGCCGACAGUUCCGGAUAUUGGCUUCUCUUUCCUUGACCGUUACCAAGGAAAAGGAUACGCGACUGAAGCUGCCCAGAGGUUGAUGAAAUACUUUGAAGAAGAAAGAGGUCAGAAGGGCUUUCUAGGUGUCACCGAUCUGGACAAUGAGAAUGCGAAAAAGAUGUUCCGUAGACUGGGAUUCAAGGACAGGGGAGUUAGGGAUGUAAAUGGGCUUAUUGAAGGGAAACCUCUCACUUCGUCGAUUUGGAGUCUGGGCUUGGAAGGAGAUUUAGAGCAGUAUGGCUUCGAUCCCCAGUAA
This is a messenger RNA of Colletotrichum truncatum, 639 nucleotides long. Its product is annotated as ribosomal-protein-alanine acetyltransferase. The record is from RefSeq and is a predicted model, not a curated record. Gene Ontology annotation, molecular function: acyltransferase activity, transferring groups other than amino-acyl groups. Lineage: Eukaryota; Fungi; Ascomycota; Sordariomycetes; Glomerellales; Glomerellaceae.